ACUUCUCUUGCUCCACAAACACAAACACACUCCAUAUUUCGUACAUAUUCUACCCCACACUCCGGACCAUCUUAACUGCAGGAACACACACGCGAAUGACACCAGCAGCGACGGCACAUCCGGGUGUCAGGGCCAAGAAGCGAGUGGCAGUGAUUGGAGCUGGUUGCGUGGGCUUAGCAGCCAUCAAAUCGUGCCUUGAAGAACCGGAGCAUCUCGAGGUGGUCGGGUUCGAGCAAGAGUCCUACAGUGGUGGUCUCUGGCGCUAUGUGGAUGUCACGGCCGAGAACACGGACCCGCACUCAUCCGUUUAUCAGAGCACGAUCAUCAACACGUCGAAACCGAUGAUGACGUUUUCGGAUUAUGCGAUCCCAGGAUCUUGGCCGAUGUAUUUGCAUAAUAAGAAGGUCGUCCAGUACUUUGAUCUUUAUGCGGCACAUUUCAAGCUGGUGGAACAUAUCAGGUUCAGGACAAAGGUCGUUGAGGUCAAGGAGCUCAAGGAUGAGAAGCGAAGGUGGUUGGUGCGCUCACAUUCCUUGGGCGCACCCACGCCGCCGUCAUCUUCAACGAUGGCUACGUCAGAGAUUCAAGAGGAAGUGUUUGAUUAUGUGAUGAUGUGUACUGGACACCACUCCGUCCCACGGUACCCAUCCUUCCCCGGUAUGGACGCCUCAGACCCAGACGCCUUCACGGGCCAACAGAUGCACUCGCAUUUUUAUCGAUCCCCGGACGAGUUCAAGAACAAGAAGGUGGUAGUCGUCGGAUUGGGGAACAGUGCUGUCGACCUUGCGGUGGAGCUGUCGAUGAACCAAUCCCAAGUGUAUCUCGCGAUUCGGUCCCCGAUCUGGGUGGCCCCCCGCUGGCUCUUUGGCAAGCCCCUGGAUUACUACACCCUCCGAUUCAAUUACUUCCUUCCGUUUAUCGUUCUGAAACUCAUGGCCGCAUUCCUGUUCAGUCUCGCGGUCCCGGAUGUGCACCCGCUGAUGCGACCGAAGCGCCGACCCUUUGAGGCCCAUACGACAAUCAAUUCCAUUCUCCCCGAGCGGAUCUCGACGGGCACGGUCGUGCCAAAGCCGAACAUCAAGCGGAUUGGACCAGGCAAACGUGUGGAAUUCGAGGAUGGAACGGUGGUGGAGGAGGUGGAUGUCAUUUUCUGGUGUACCGGUUACAAGAUCUCGUUCCCUGCUCUCCAUCCCGAGGUCCUCACGGACGGGCACGGCGAUCUUUCAAAGAACCAGGUCUGGCUUUGGAAUUAUAUGCUCCCGCCUCGCCACCCGAACCUGGCCUUCAUCGGACUCUUCCAGGCCGUGGGCGCGCUCAUGCCUGUGGCAGAACUCCAGACCCGGCUCCUGGUGCAGGUGUGGUCCGGUAAAUCCAAGCUUCAGGAACCCAUCCCGACCGAUCCAGGAAAGAUGGACGAGGAGAUUUUGAAGAUGAAGGGAGAGAUCCGGAAGCAGUAUGGGGAUUCGCCCAGACAUACGAUUCAGGUCGAUUUCACGCCCUAUAACGAUAAGCUGGCGAAGCAGAUUGGGUGCUUUCCAAGCUUUGGGAAGCUGGUGAGGGCGUUUGGGGUGGUCGAGGGAGUGAAGUUGUGGCUGGAGACGAUCUUUGGGCCGCCGAUUCCAGUGCAUUUCCGGUUGGUGGGACCUCAUGCCUGGGUCGGGGAUGAGGACGAGGUGCGGGGUCAGGGAGAUGAGAAGGCGGGAGAGGCGGCGAGGCAGGCUAUUUGGGGGUAUUCGGGGAAGAAGAAGUAUGUGGACUCGAAGUACCUGAGGGACGAGACCGAGGAAUUGCUGGAGAAGGAGAAGAAGAAGAAGAACGGGGUAUUGGUACAGCCGCAAGAAAACCUUGUGGAUCUUUGAGCGGCCCUUCUUUUUUCG
Molecule: messenger RNA, 1877 nt
Organism: Gamsiella multidivaricata
Lineage: Eukaryota; Fungi; Mortierellomycota; Mortierellomycetes; Mortierellales; Mortierellaceae
Product: flavin monooxygenase-like protein
Exons: 1
Coding region: 96-1859 (587 amino acids)
Molecular function (GO): flavin adenine dinucleotide binding; N,N-dimethylaniline monooxygenase activity; NADP binding
Source: RefSeq, a predicted model, not a curated record